Emiliania huxleyi CCMP1516 is the source of this 1245-nucleotide messenger RNA. RefSeq lists its product as hypothetical. NCBI's taxonomy places the organism in Eukaryota, Haptophyta, Isochrysidales, Noelaerhabdaceae. The coding region runs from base 1 to 1245 and encodes 414 amino acids. The record is from RefSeq and is a predicted model, not a curated record. The transcript is spliced from 5 exons.
AUGAUGGAUACGAACCAGAGCGGCGCCAUGAAGACGCUUCUCGUCGUCACCGCCGCUUUUGGCGGAGCGUUUGUGGGCACCCUCGCCACACAUGCGCUGGCCCCAGCGCCAGCGCUCAAGGCGUCGUACGUCGCGGCUGAAAAGAUGCAGCCGGCGUUCGAGAUGACGAUCGAGAAGCUGGCCGUCCCGGCCGAGAAGCUGGCCGACCCGGCCGAGAAGCUGGCCGACCCGGCCGAGAAGCUGGCCGACCCGGCCGAGAAGCUGGCCGACCCGGCCGAGAAGCUGGCCGACCCGGCCGAGAAGCUGGCCGACCCGGCCGAGAAGCGGGGAGGGACGCGCCCUGUUCUGACACAAACUUCAACUUUCAACUUCGAGUCCAAGUUCGCUGUUCUGACAAUCUGUUCUGUUUGGGAGGCGGCGGGCCGCACCAUCCUCUCCGAGUUCAUGCUGAUCUCGCCACGGCUCGUCUCGAUCGGGUGGAGCCAGAUACGGGCAGCGGCGACGGAAGCGACGGCCGGCGGCGACGACGAGGAGGCGAGGCGCAUGGGGAGGACCCUCGGCACGGUCCUCACACGGGCACGGGACGGAGCGGAGCGACGCAUGGCCGCCCUCAGACAGGCCCGCGACGAGGCGGGGCAGAGCGCCGGCGGUCAGGCGGCGGGCACGCCCGGAUGGGAGGACACGGCGCUGGAGACGCUGGUGGUGAUCUCGGGCGCCCUCCACAUGUUCGCCUACAAGGCGCGCAAGCCCAGCAGAAGGGACCCGACGCGGGCACACGACCCGGACACCAAUCCAUACCAGCGGGGCGACGGCGUCUUCGGGAACUGGGCAGAGUCGGCGCGACCCGUGGUGUACGACGGCACGUGCGUCACCUCGGUGCACUACGGCAGGCUGCGCCCGCUGGCGAACGGCACGCACCUUGCCACCGACUACGCCGAGGCGACGAAGAGGAGGGCCAAGGCAGCGGCGUGCGACGCCAAAAACUGCGACUUUAUGACGUGGGCGGCGAGCACGCGCGGCGGCAUCGGGCAAGAGGCAGCGACGUGGUUCAACUCCAACUUCGACAUCAAGGCUGCUAAGGCAUCCUCCGACAGCGAGCGAUGGCGGGUCAGCAGCGAGCGCAAGCGCUUCCUGCAAGUGCACUCGACCAUCAUCGCGAGGCGCAACGCCGCCAUCUUCGACUACAACGCGUGGCCGAAGAUGGGCGGCGAGAUGCCGCGGGCGCCUCGGGUGCAAUACGAAUAG